This is a messenger RNA of Onthophagus taurus, 3440 nucleotides long. NCBI's taxonomy places the organism in Eukaryota, Metazoa, Arthropoda, Insecta, Coleoptera, Scarabaeidae. The record is from RefSeq and is a predicted model, not a curated record.
AUCGCAUCACGUAAAUUCGCUAUUGAAACGUCAUAAAAUGUGGUUAUGUCCAAUAUAUCAUUAAUUUAAACACAUUUUAAGAUCAUAUAAUUGAUUUAAUUGUAUAGGUUUAUGUUUAUUACUCUUAUUAGGAUAAUACGCGAUGGAUGAUUUCUUUAGUUCGGAUGAUGUAUCCGAUUCCGAUUUGGUAGCGCAAUGGCUAAACACCGCCGCUGUAUCUCAAUCUCCAGCGGAGAGACUCGAAAUAUUUCACAAAAUCCAAGAAGUACUCACCCGAAAAAGUCCUUAUUUACUUAAUGAAUAUUUGGCGAACGUUUUAAGUUUUACAACCGAUCGAAACAGCGAUGUUAGAAAAGCGCUGGUUGGGUUUAUCGAAGAUAUUUGCAAACAAGAUGAAAAUAUGUUGAUAAAAGUUAUGGAAACUUUGUAUAUGUUGCUUUACAAUGAAUCUGUUCCUGUUCAAAAAAGGGUUAUUCAAGCUACGAUCACGAUUUAUCGUCGCGCGUUGAGUUGGUUGUGUAAAGUUAAUGUUAUCACAAAAGAAAUGGAAGAAUGUUGGGUUCGGUUAAAUACAAUUAAAGUAGAAAUUGUGAAUAUGAUUGAUAGUGAUAACGAUGGGAUUAGGACAAGUUCUGUUAAGUUUUUAGAAUGUGUUGUUCUUUUGCAAUCAUAUCCUGAUCCAAAUGAAAAUCGUCCUACAACUGAUUUUUCUUUGGAUGAUGUACCAUUAACUUUAAAAGUGGCUCGGAGAAGGAAAUUAGAAGAAGAAGCUAAUAAUAUUUUUGCUUUAUUAAUAAAAUUUAUUGGUUCCCAACACGUAAGUAGCGCAAAUUUAUUCGCAUGCAUUGGAGCUUUAACGAAUAUUGGGAAAAACCGACCGGUUUUCUUGGAACAAGUCAUAAAUUCAAUUGAAAAACUCCUAUUAAAUUUACCUCCAACUUUAAGCACCACCCAAGUCAACUCUGUUCGAAAAAAAUUAAAAUCUGAAGUUUCUGGCUUAUUAAAACACAACACUGGAAGUGAAUAUCAAGAAAAAUUAACAACAAUGUUAACUGAGUUGGGUUGCUCCCAAUCAGAAAUAACCAAAAUGAUCCCAAAAGAUUCAAUUGAUAAAAAACGCUUACCUAAAAGAUCAUUACAAACAACUGAAACUGAACAAAUUCCUAAAAAAGCCCGUUUAGAAAUUGAAACUGAUCUAGGCGUUCAAGAAAAACAAAUAUCAGCAAUCGAAUUAAACACUCACUAUAUCAUUGAUAAUCUCCCAAUUACAGCAGCCGUUUCAAUGGUUUUGAGUGGUUUCGUAAAUCUCCCUGAUUCAAUGCCAUUACAAUUUAAAAACGAUUACGCCGAUAUGUUAAAAACUUCCCCUUCAGGCGAUAUAAAAAUGAUCGCUAAAAUAUUAGCACAUCAAUUUGUUGAAGUUGGAGUUGGACCUGGAUCAAAAAUUAUUGGAAAAUCAACAUUACUGGUUAAGUUACCAUGGAAAAUUCCUGAAGAAGAGAAAAAAGAUGAUAAAGUAGAGAAAGAUAAGAAUGAUAAACAAGAUAAAGAAAAACACCAACAACAACCCCAACCUGUUCCGCCACCCAAAAAGGAACGAGUUAAAGUACCGCGAAUAAAAACUUUAAAAUUGGCUGAAAUAACGAAACCUUUGGAGAAAGAGGUGAAGGAAAAUUUGCUUUCGGGGGCGAUUAAACGAAUUUUACAGAGUAGUUCUAAAGGGGUUGAUCCUUUGGGACAAAAAAUUAUUGUUACGGUUGCUUCAACGUUUAACGAAAUCGUUCGAGAUCAAGUUUUAACAUAUUUAUUGUCCGAUUUACGUAAUCAAAUUGAUUUAGCGUUGGCGUGGUUGUAUGAAGAGUAUAGUAUUAUGCAAGGUUUUACCCGGUUACCAGAUUUACGUAGAAAUAGUCGUUUAGAUCAAAGUUACACCACUCUACUUCAUGCCUUCGUAAACGCAUCAGCUCAUGAUCCAAUAAUCCUCUCAAGAUUACUAUUAGAAGCACCUUCAGUAACCGAACAGGUUCUUGAUCAACUUUGUACGAUAUGUCGAGAUGAAACUCGAUGUAAUUGGGCAAUGGGACUUCUUCGCGAUUUGAUUAUUAGAAGACCACCACGUCAAACGAUGUAUUUAAACGCUUUACUAUGUCAUUGCACCCAUGAAAAUCAAAUAAUCCGCGAUUGCGCCGCUGGACAUAUGAUUGAUCUUUAUAAAGACCCGAAUUUAAGAACAAGCAUUGAGAAAUAUACCACGAAAAUGUUGGAAUAUUUACAAGAACCACAACCGACCCCAAAAUUAUUCGGGAUGAAUCAGGGUCGAUUGGAAGGUUUAGAAGUAUGGACUGAUGAUAUAGCUAAAGCUUGUCUUCAACCUUACAUCACUUUACUUCCACAAAACGAUCAACUAAUCCAUAAAUUAACCAAAAUUUACAUUCAAGCAAACGCUGAUAUUAAACGAAUUAUCUUAAGAUUGCUCGAAAAUCCAAUUCGAUUGAUGGGAAUUGAUUCUUCAGAAUUGUUAAAAUUAGUUGAGGAGUGUCCGAAGGGAGCUGAAACAUUAGUAACUAGAGUGAUACAAAUUUUAACAGAUAAAGGACCACCAAGUCCGCAAUUGGUACAAAUUGUAAGGGAUUUGUACAAUAGUAGAGUCUCAGAUGUGAGAUUUUUGAUCCCAGUCUUGAAUGGAUUGAAUAAAAAAGAGGUUAUCGCAGCGUUACCUAAAUUGAUUAAAUUAACUCCGGUUGUGGUACGUGAGGUUUUUAAUCGAUUAUUAGGAGCGCAUGGUGAAAGUAAUAUCACCGCAACGGAACUUUUAGUUGCUUUACACGUCAUCGAUCAAAGUAAAGUUGAUUUAAAAACGAUUUUAAAGGCGACAUCUAUGUGUUUAUCUGAGAAACAGAUAUUUACACAAGAAGUUUUAGCUGUUGUACUUCAACAAUUAAUGGAUCAACCCACUUUACCUACUUUAUUGAUGCGAACUGUCAUUCAAGCAUUGACGUCAUAUCCGAGACUUUCCGGUUUCGUUAUGAAUAUAUUGCAGAGAUUAAUUUUAAAGCAAGUGUGGAAAAAUCGCGUGGUUUGGGAAGGGUUUGUAAAGUGUUGUCAACGAACAAAACCUCAAAGUUUCUCGGUUUUAAUGCAACUUCCGGUUCCUCAAUUAAUUGAAGCUUUAGAAAUGUGCGUAGAAUUGAAGGUUUCAUUGAAAGAGCAUUUGAUGACGUUUUCGGAAAGCCAAAGAUCUCACAUUCCUGUAGCGGUUCAAGAUGCUAUUUUGGGGCCUGAACAACCUCCGCCGAUUUCACCGACGAUUACCACGCCAACGGAAAAACUUACGGAUUCAACAACAAUCCUUAACGAGCCUUUACCACCAGGAAUGGAAUAAUUAAAACAUUAAUUUAAAAAAUUAAGAAAAUUUAAUUAAUUAAAUAAUAAGAAUUUGU